AAGUAGCUCAUCCUGCACAUCACUCCUCGUUCACACAAGCUGAAUCGCUGAAGAUGAGGAUGAUUCUUCUAUUCUGCAUCCUCUGCCUGAUGACUUCUACUGGCCACAAUCAGGCUGCAGGAGUUCCUGGACGUCCUGGACCACCUGGAGCACGUGGAGAACCUGGACCAGUUGGACCUCGUGGACCUCCUGGAAUGACUGGACCACCUGGACCACCUGGACCACCUGGACCACCUGGACCUGCUGCAUUCUGUGGACGAGAUAUCUUUGGCCCUAUUAUGGAGGACCUUGAAACCUUAAAGAAGAGCCUUGCGAAGGUCAAGCUGACUAUAAACUACGACUUUGUCCGCAGCGUUGGUCAGAAAUACUUUGUGUCCAACAAGGAGAUGGGCUCGUUCUCCAGGGCCGUUGAGUUCUGCUCCCAACAAGACUUAGAGCUGGCUUUACCCCAGAACGAGGAGGAGAACAACAUACUGACUCAAGUGUUUGUGGAAAGUAACGAGAACGCCUGGAUCAACGUCAACAAUAAAGCAGUGGGGAAUUUUGAGGCUGAUAUGAAAAACCAACAUCUGGCCUUCACCAAAUGGGGAGAAGGGCAGCCAGAUAAAUCCAUCCAGGAUACAGGCUGCACUAUGCUGUCAGAAAACCGUGUCUGGAAAGUGACACCUGAAUGCUCUCUGAAUGCUUACAUCAUUUGUCAGAUAUAGAA
This is a messenger RNA of Epinephelus moara (kelp grouper), 709 nucleotides long. RefSeq names its product mannose-binding protein C-like. NCBI's taxonomy places the organism in Eukaryota, Metazoa, Chordata, Actinopteri, Perciformes, Serranidae. The coding region runs from base 54 to 707 and encodes 217 amino acids. The transcript is spliced from 6 exons. The record is from RefSeq and is a predicted model, not a curated record.